AUGGCUCCAUCUACGCGACGUGGUGUACGCAAUGCCUACCCGGAGCACGAUGACUUCGAGGGCCUCCCCGUCCGCCAGUGGCGGCACGAAUGGAUCAACAUCGAACCGCCCGUGACCACCCACACGAGCGAAUCUAAAAGCAACAACCGGUGGGCCAUAGACCUGCCUCACGGCAUGCCCAAGGACUGGCACCUGCUGCCACCCCAUACCCAGGACCUGCUGCGCGCUGCGCGCUCCGGCAUCUUGUAUAAACGGCGCGCGCCCGUCGAGGAGGAGGAACCGGAAGCCGACGGUGCGGCUGCUACGGCGGCUGGUGCAAACAAUGCCUCCAAUGGGGCGUCAGGCGUGGCUGGCAAAACGGCUGGUACAGGUACCGCCGGCCACGGUCACGGUGCACAUGGCCAGGGAAGCAACGGUGCUGCGGCAGGUGGCGCGACGGGCAGCAGUGCACAUGCAAACGGCGCUGCCGGUGCUAGCGACAAGAAGAAGAACAAUGCCAGCAGCAACAACACCAAGGACAAGGAAAGUGGCUACGCUGUCAAGGUGUGGAAGCAAAUGGCCCGCGACAUCGACUCGCCGAUGCCCUCUCAUCUUGCCAAGCGCCGCAAGAACACCAUUGUUCUGCCGCCCAAGCAGUUGACUGACAGCAACGGCAUGCCGGCCAGCGCCAGCUUCGCCAUGCCCAUGGUUACCGUGGCCAGGGUGCGCCGCCUCGAUGCCGCGGGCAACGCCUACGAGCAGUCUGUCACGCUCGCCGAUGGCCAGCAGCACGUGGUCGACGGCGAAAUCCUGUCCACGACCCUCCUGCCCGCCACAACGCGCGACCUGCCGCCGACGUUGCAGCAGCAACAGCAGCAGGGCGACCUGCAGGGGACACCGAACCGCAAGCGGGCGCCUCCGCCACGUCGCAAGCCGAAGGUAGGCCGGGGUCGUAAGAAGGGCGUCUUGCCCCCGGGUCUACAUCGCGGCCGUGCUGCCGCUGCCGCUGCUGCUGCUUCGGCCGCGGCAGCGGCAGCCGCUGGCAAUCCAGGCGACCCCGCUGCACCUCUGGCUGACGGUGUCGAAGGUGCGGCGGCUGUGGCGCCAGUGGACGGUGUGACCGCAACAGAAGGAACUCCGUCGCUGGAGCAGCAGCUGCCUCUUCCGCCGGUCGGUGACGACUACCUGCCUGCAACGAGCACGGAACCCGAAGGAGUUGCCAGCGAGAGUGUUGUUCCCAAGGACGAUUUCGAAUCGUCACUUGCCCCUGAGCCAAAGGAGGAGCCCCAGGACGAGGUGAUGACCGACGUGCCUGAGCAACCGCAGUUAGAAGCAAAGCCCGGCUCGGAGCAAGAGCCAAAGCAGGACAUGGUUGGCGAACUGCCGUCGCAACAGGAGUCAGCACAGGUGCCGUCAGCCGAGCCGGAGAGCAAACCAGAGCAGGUCGAGGAGCGGCCAGACGAGCCGAUGUUGGACCAGACGGCAGAACAGCCUGCUGCGGCCGAGCCAGAACUGCAGGAGACGCCUGCAGAGGUGCCCGAGGAUGAGGCGACGGCCGACGAGCCGCCGCUACAGAGCGCACCUGAACCCACACAUGAAACAGCGCCUGCUUUCGCAGAACCCGCCGUGCCGGAGCCGGCACCGGUGCCAAUGGCUGUAGACUCUGCUGUUGAGCCCACCACUGGGCCUGGGCCUACUGCUGCAAUUGCGGAGCCGGAGCCAGGACGUCAGCCAACACCCACCGUCAAGGAGACAGCUGCACCGGUUGCUGCUGAUCCGGAGCCCGAGGCGGCGUCGGCACCACCUGCACCAGAACCUGCACCAGAACCUGCGCCAACAGAACCUGCGAAGCAGCCUACGCCCGAUGCUCCGGCAGCCGCGCGCGAGCCAAGCCCAGAGACGAAGACGCCCGAGUCGGCGCCGGCACCUGCACUGGAACCUGAACCGACCAUUGCUGCUGCGCCUUCGGCCCCCCUCCGGCGCCCGCUGCUGAAGAGCCUGAUGCGGCCCCAGCGCCUCGCUCCUGUCGAGCCAACCCCAUCUCCACCACUGCCGGCGGCAGAGACCGAUGCACCUCCAAAGGAACCCACGCCUGUCUCGCCUCCAGCAGCAGCCGCUCCUGCUGUCGACGACACACCGGCAGCGCCAUCGACGGAGGAACGGACAGCAGAGCCUGAUGAGCCGGUUGUUGCUGGUGUUGCCGAGUCUGCGGCUGCAACUGCGCCGGCGGAGGCGAAGGACGCAGCCGGCGCAUAG
Sporothrix brasiliensis 5110 is the source of this 2235-nucleotide messenger RNA. RefSeq lists its product as uncharacterized. The record is from RefSeq and is a predicted model, not a curated record. The transcript is spliced from 3 exons. Bases 1 to 2235 code for a protein of 744 amino acids. Lineage: Eukaryota; Fungi; Ascomycota; Sordariomycetes; Ophiostomatales; Ophiostomataceae.